UUCCUAUCUGUAAUCACUGGUGAUAUGAAAAAAUAAUAAACUAUAUAUAUCUAUAUAGUUGUUUGUAAUAAUUGUUUUACACAUUUAUGAUGGUAGAUGAGUCGACGAAGAAAACAUUAAGCAACAUUCCGUUGUUACAGACAAAAGCAGGUCCUAGGGACAAAGAAUUGUGGGUGCAAAGAUUAAAAGAAGAAUACCAAGCUUUAAUUAAAUAUGUGAAAAAUAAUAAAGAUUCUGAUAAUGACUGGUUUCGUUUGGAAUCUAAUAAAGAAGGUACAAGAUGGUUUGGUAAAUGUUGGUAUAUUCAUAAUUUUUUAAAAUAUGAAUUUGAAGUGGAAUUUGAUAUACCUGUUACAUAUCCUACAACUGCGCCAGAAAUAGCCUUACCAGAGUUGGAUGGUAAAACUGCAAAAAUGUACAGAGGUGGAAAAAUUUGUCUCACAGAUCAUUUUAAACCUCUGUGGGCACGUAAUGUACCCAAAUUUGGAAUUGCUCAUGCAAUGGCACUUGGUCUUGGACCAUGGUUGGCAGUUGAAAUUCCUGAUCUUAUAGAAAAAGGUGCCAUAACACAUAAAGAUAAAAUUAAUGAAAAUAAAUCAUAAUUACAAGAAAUAAUAUUGUAUAAUAUUUAUAUU
Osmia lignaria (orchard mason bee) is the source of this 635-nucleotide messenger RNA. RefSeq names its product Ubiquitin-fold modifier conjugating enzyme 1 (gene Ufc1). Gene Ontology annotation, biological process: protein K69-linked ufmylation. Gene Ontology annotation, molecular function: UFM1 conjugating enzyme activity. NCBI's taxonomy places the organism in Eukaryota, Metazoa, Arthropoda, Insecta, Hymenoptera, Megachilidae. Gene Ontology annotation, cellular component: cytoplasm. The record is from RefSeq and is a predicted model, not a curated record.